CUGCAAUCCAAGCUAAACAGCAACACACGGACUCUCACAAUGCUGCGUUCGUCGACCAACGCUCAACCCGCUGCUGCUGCUGCCGCUGGCUCAGCCGUUGGUGCUGGUGGUCAGUCCAAGGAAGACCAGCUCCGCUCGCGCAUUCAGCAGGCCUUCAUCGAGUCUGGGGAGGCCAAGCGGAUUGAAGAACUCUUGCGCGCUCGGUUGAUUGACUGCGGAUGGCGCGACAAUGUGAAAGCUCAAUGCAAAGCAUGGAUUCAACACGUUGGUGUGGAAGCUGCAACGGUCGAUCGGUUGGUGGAGGAAAUCUUCCCGGAAGCAAGAGGGGCCGUCCCAGACGUGAUUCAGAUUGAAUUGUUGACACAAAUCCGAGACUUUGUCUCCAAAAACACAUGAGCCUGUGUUUUGCUCUGCUGCUGCUGCUGCUGCUGUUGUUGUUGUGGGUCGUAAAUAGAACAAUAUUGUUUCAUGUAAUAGCAAGGAAGACUGUCGGUUAUGACGGUGUGUUGUAUGAAA
This is a messenger RNA of Capsaspora owczarzaki ATCC 30864, 516 nucleotides long. RefSeq lists its product as hypothetical. Bases 40 to 396 code for a protein of 118 amino acids. Gene Ontology annotation, cellular component: nuclear pore; DUBm complex; SAGA complex. NCBI's taxonomy places the organism in Eukaryota, Filasterea, Ministeriida, Capsasporidae. The record is from RefSeq and is a predicted model, not a curated record. Gene Ontology annotation, biological process: regulation of transcription by RNA polymerase II; positive regulation of DNA-templated transcription; poly(A)+ mRNA export from nucleus. Gene Ontology annotation, molecular function: chromatin binding; transcription coactivator activity. The transcript is spliced from 4 exons.